Messenger RNA from Paramecium tetraurelia, 1347 nucleotides. RefSeq lists its product as uncharacterized. The record is from RefSeq and is a predicted model, not a curated record. Gene Ontology annotation, biological process: peptidyl-serine phosphorylation; signal transduction; endocytosis. NCBI's taxonomy places the organism in Eukaryota, Ciliophora, Oligohymenophorea, Peniculida, Parameciidae. Gene Ontology annotation, molecular function: ATP binding; protein serine/threonine kinase activity. The transcript has 5 exons. Gene Ontology annotation, cellular component: nucleus; cytoplasm.
AUGAAUGAUGGAGACAAUAGCAAGAUGUUUUCCAAAAAAUUAAAUCCUGGAACAGUUAUUGCAGGCAAAUAUAAAUUGUUGGAGAAAAUUGGUGCAGGAUCUUUUGGAAUGGUCUUUAAAACUUAAAACCUCAAAAAUGGGGAAUUGAUAGCAACUAAAUUUGAGAAGAGGGACGAAAGUCAAAAAGGUGUAAGUUUGCUAAUUAGAGAAAUCAAAGUUUUAUAAGAUGUAAAAGGUUUUCCAUAAUUAAAAUUCUAUGGUCGAGAUGACCAUUACAACUUCUUUAUGGAAUCUUAUUUAGGAAUGAAUCUAGAGUAACUAAUGAGAAAAUGCAAUGGAAAGUUUAGCUAAAAUACUGUAUUGAAGAUUGGUCUAUAAUUGUUAGAUAGGGUUUAAGCAUUUCAUGAAAAAAACCUAAUUCAUAGAGACAUCAAACCAGAAAAUUUUACGAUUGGUCGGCAAGAUAGUACUCAAAUUUUCGUUAUUGAUUUCGGAUUAUCUAAGUAUUAUCGAGACAGCAAUGGGAAGCAUAUUCCCUUUACGAGUAACAAAGGAUUGAUUGGUACAGCUAGAUAUGCUAGUGUGAAUGCAUUAAUAGGAAAUGAGUAAUCCAGAAGAGAUGAUAUCGAAUCAUUAGCUUAUGUACUCAUUUAUUUCUAUUUGGGGGAGUUGCCUUGGUAAAAUAUUUAAGUAGUUAACAAAGAAGAUAAAUAUAAGAAAAUACUACAAAUGAAAUAAAACAAUUCUUUGGAUAAAUUAAAUGACUUAUUACCUAAAUCCCUAGUAAAGUUGCUGAAAGUAUCAAUGUCAUACGAAUUUCAACAGACUCCAGAUUAUGCUGGUUUGAAGAAGCUCCUUUAAGAUGAUUUAAAUAUAGAUUCUAAAUUUGAUUGGGAGAAAAUACAAGGUCUUUUUUCGGAGAAGAACAAUAUGAGUGUCUCAAUUGAUGUCUAGUCAAAUACAAAUUAAUUUGAUGAUUUAAUUGAUAUAUAUCCUGGUUUGUAAAAUUCGAUGUGUAAAGUGACACAAUAAGAAACUAAAUUUAUAAAUGGUAGAUUAGAUAAUAGUCGGAGAAAUAUCAUAUAUUUGGAAGUUCCCAAAAGAAACUCUACAAUUCUUGAAGGAGCUUCUAGUCCUGGAGGAACUAUAGUUUCCUUUAACACCUCUAAAAUGAAUCAUUAUGAGGGAUCAAAUAGAAAUCUCGCCUCUUAUAAAUAAUUUAUUGAUGUUUAAGUCUAGUCUUUAGAGAAUGACUGUGACGAUGAUUAUACACCAAAUCAAGAUGAUUCACCUUGUCUAUAUGUUAGAAACUUUGUAGUAGGCUCUAAAUAUAAGGAUCAUCAUUGA